GAAGCGCGCCGAAGUUUGAAAACGUCGCCAACGACAACCACAACACAGCAGCACCAGCAGCAACAACAAGCCGGAACAGCAGCAGCAACUCCGCUGGCAGUAAAAGUGACGCAGCUGCUGGCAGCGACGCAAACAGCGCCGCCUUUAAUCGGUUGCCCGACUGCCAGCUGCCUGGCUCUGGCUGGCUGCUGGCUGCUGCCUGCUUGCCACAUCCUUUGACGCCGCAUGCAGUCAGUUAAUUUCUGACCACAGCGGCAAACGCGUUGCGUGCGCUCUGACUGAGUUGUCUCUCGUUUGUCUCAGUGUGUAUAUUGUUGCCCCUUUUGGUAAUCGAACUGAAGCUGAAUGUACGAACUGUGUAAUCUUUGGCGGCAUUUAACGCGCGUCGUAAACGCAAUGUGAAAUUUUUACAAUCUCGACUGGUCACGUGAAAUAUGAGUGUUGUCGGGGUUAUGCGGCAAGCGUUGCAAGUGGCAUAUGGCAGUUGCCUCGUGCAACUCGUGCGGAAAGCGAGAGCCAAAUAAACUGGCAAUGUGACAGCCAAAAAAAAGUACCCUAAAAAAGAAGAAAAUACACAAGUGUUACACAAAAGAUAAAUGAAAUAGAAGGCUGAUAAAACCAAGUGCAAAACUGUCGCCAAAAGUUAAAAGAGUAGAGCACAAUGCGGCACAUUGUGUGUAUGUGUGCGAUUCAUAGUGUGUGUGCAUAUUAAAUGAGAUUAAAUUGAAACAGAAUUGGCAAUUAAUCAAUUCGCAAACGACUUAAUCAAUUAACAACAAUUACCGCAGAAAAUUAAGUGAAUUAUUUAGAAAACAUUUCAAUUACAUUUAAAUCAAAAAAGAUAUAUUUAAAUACCAGAAAAAAGUGAACAAGUUAAGCAUACGCCGCGUGGGCUUGUCAAGUGAGAAUAUGGGAGAAUUAAAUUAAACAUUGUUCAAAUUGAUUUACAUAUGCAAAACAAUUGAAAGCAAUUGAGUACAAAAAUAAAAAUACCAACAACAAAAACCAUAACAAACAUCAGCGGCAGAGGCAGCAGCGAGACAACAAAAUGCCGGCAUCAAGUGGAUUAUAUCGCAUCAAGCACGGGCGUGUCCUUCGCACUCUGCAAAAAACCUCGGCAUUCAUUUUUAUAGCAUACAUUGCGGCAUGCAGCACUUGCGGCGGCACUGUGGCAGCCACAACAGCACCAGCAACAGCCGCAGCAACAGCGUCAGAAGAAGCAUCCGCAAUGGCAACAGCCACAACAAUGGCGCCAGGACAACAAGAGCACAGCGCGACAUCGUCGUUGUCGUUGUCGUCAGGCAGCCAAAGUGAGGCAUUACAGCGGCAUAUAAAUCAAAAUUUAAUUAUGUCACAAGCGCUUGGGCUCGGCUCGAGCUUUGCCGCCGCCUCGGCGGCCGCACUGACAGCGCCCGAACAACGCUCGACAGCCUCCUUGCAGUCGUCAUCGUUAUCUAGUGGUGGCAGUGGAAGUAGUGCUAGUGGCAGCAGCAUAACGAGCUUCGAUUCCAACAAUUUGAUCGAUGACAAACGGCAGCACCAGCAGCCACAUCACGAGCUGCCUCAGCUGCAUCACCAGCAGCAGCAGCAGCAACAGCAUUCGCGAAUUCAAGCCAAAGACACAGCUGGCCCGUAUCCAAUACCUGUGCACGUCGAGAACCAUUUGGAGGCGACGCAUGGCAUCGAUGGCGCGGAUAAUGUGUUCGGCACGCCCAUGUACUUUGGCACUGAGAACUCAACCGUGGUGACGACACAGAUUGGCGCCACAGCGCACGUUCCCUGCACGGUGCAUCACAUUGGCGAGGGUGUGGUAUCCUGGAUACGCAAAAAGGAUUAUCAUCUGCUUACAGUCGGCUUAACCACCUACAGCAGCGAUGAGCGUUUUAGUGCAACGCAUUUGAAGCAUUCCGAGGACUGGACGCUGCAAAUCAAAUUUGUGCAACAGCGCGAUGCUGGCGUCUACGAGUGUCAAGUGUCCACGCAUCCGCCCACCUCGAUUUUCUUGCAUCUGAGUGUUGUCGCGCGCGCCGAAAUAUCAGGACCGCCAAUACGUUAUCUGACGCCGGGCUCAACGCUGCGACUGCAAUGCCGUGUGGUGCAGAAUACCGAGGCAUCUGAAUAUAUAUUCUGGUAUCACGACAACCGCAUGAUUAAUUAUGACAUUGAUCGGGGCAUUAAUGUGUCAACUGAACCAGACUUUCAAUCAUCGGAGCUUACAAUUCAACGCACCCGUCGCGAGCACUCGGGCAAUUUCACCUGCGUGGCCAGCAACACGCAGCCUGCCAGCGUUUUGGUGCACAUUUUCAAAGGCGAUAAUCCUGCGGCCAUGUAUCACGGACAUGUGGGUGGCUCAACAAAAACGACGCAACGUCAGCUGCACAAUCUGAUGGUAUUAAUUGCCAUCGGCUAUCGGAUAUUCCACACAAAUGUUUAUAUCAAGAUUGUCUAAGUCUAAGACGAGGAAGGUCUCGAACCAAUUAACAAAGCUCUGGCGCAUUUGUAACUAAAUUCAUCAACAACAACAACAAAAACAACCAAAAUGGAAUCAGUAGAAUUACGAGUAUAAGAAGAGAUCCUUUCGCAGCAGAUAACAUAUGUAUUAUUAACAAUGCAAAUGAAACUAGGAUAUCAACUAUUCAACUAACUUCGGCGUGUGUGUCAGUGUGCGUGUCUCUUUGUCUGUCUGUGUGUACAACUACUUUUAUACAUAUGUAUGUGUGCAUGUUUGUAAUGUUUUUGAUGAAAAGCAAGUGUCACAGGAUAAUACUACCAUAACUACAAACAAAUAUAUCGUAUAUAGAGACAAAAAACGUAUCCCUUGACAGCACUUUUUUCGGGUCUUUCAUUUGCUUGCUUGCUUUUUGUAUGGAGAGGCAUGUCAAACAUUUGCCACUGCGCUUUUUCCAUUCUUUACCAAACCAAAAACAAUCCAAGUUCGUAUAUUUAUAAAAGCAUUAUAAUAAAAUACCCAAAAGAAGAAAAUCAAAAAAAUAAAUACAUAAAUAUUUCCUGUGCAUUUAUUACUUGAAAGUGUAUUAAAAAAUUCAAAACUAAAAGCGUUAAGAGCUUUUAUGUAAGUGAUUUUAAGUCAACUUAGCAUUAAACAUCAACAUAAAAUACUAGCAAUAAUAUUUAAUUAUAAUCUUAAUAUACAAUCUAUAUAAAUAUUUAACUAAUUAGAAUGCAAAUCUAACUAAAUCUCUUUUAUAAAACAAAUUAGUUUUACAAUCAAAUAAUAGAAAGGAAAACUUCACUUCGGUUCCCCGAAGACGGAUUAUUUCUGCAGUAUCAAUUGGAAUCUAUAUCUUUAAUCACCUACGAGAAGAGUCUAAAUAUCAAAGACAAACCUCUAUUUUUAAUUUUUAUUACAAUUGCAUUCUUGACACUUUUACUUCCACUGCAGAAAUAUUUCUCGAAUUUUGUCAACUACAACUUGUAAAUAAUUUUCUAGUUUUGUUACUAAGCUUAAAAUUUAAUUUCGAUAAAUAAAAAGUUCCACUAAAUUGUUAAGAAAUAAGUUAUUGUAAAUAUAUUUUUGUUAACAUGUAAUAAUAUAGCAAGAAUACAAAUGAUUAAAUAAUAAAAUAAAAAAGAAUCUGAAAAGAUAAAUAGUGUUAAAAAAUAACCAAAAGAAAAAGUAGAAGACUUUUGGCCAUACGAAAAUGUGUUGGUAAUCAAAAGAACAAACAAAAGCAGCAGCAAACGAAACAGAGUAAUCAAAAUAAACUAUUAUUUAGCGUAAGCCUAAGAUGACAAAAGUUUUUAGUGCUCGUAUUUUGGACGAAGGACUAAACUCUGAAGAUCGAACUAAGUAACUUCAAGGAAUUCUGAAGUUUGCCCUAAAACAAUUGCAGUGUAAAUAAUAAUUAUAAUUGAUGUGUACAAGAAAUUAAAUCGAAAAUUCAUUCAAGAUCGAGAGAAAUGAAAAAGGCAAAUGGUAAAUGAAAAAGGAAAAAAUAAUAUAAUAUCUAGCGAUUAAGUAUGUGUAGUUAAAUGUAAUAAAAAUUACAAAAAUCAACAAGAUGAACAAACAAAUAAAACAUAAUAAAAUUAUGC
Messenger RNA from Drosophila sulfurigaster albostrigata, 4056 nucleotides. It is a transcript of the gene dpr13, whose product is annotated as ecdysone-induced protein 74EF. The transcript has 7 exons. Gene Ontology annotation, biological process: synapse organization. Gene Ontology annotation, cellular component: neuron projection membrane. The record is from RefSeq and is a predicted model, not a curated record. Bases 1049 to 2449 code for a protein of 466 amino acids. Lineage: Eukaryota; Metazoa; Arthropoda; Insecta; Diptera; Drosophilidae.